Molecule: messenger RNA, 9902 nt
Organism: Cuscuta europaea
Lineage: Eukaryota; Viridiplantae; Streptophyta; Magnoliopsida; Solanales; Convolvulaceae
Source: the annotation of a GenBank genome assembly
GGGGUAUUACAGAUAUCAUCCAUAGCCAAAAUCACCUGCUGCGAAUUGGAUUCAAUCUCAAAGGACCGAUAUCCCUUUCCAAUAGCCCAAGAAACUGAUCUAUGUAACGCUAUAAACUCUGCCUCCAAAGACGAUGAUGAUGAGAUAUGAAAAUGAAGAGCAAAGAGGAACUCCCCUGCCUUGGAUCUCAUAAACGCUCCUCUUGUUGCUCUACCGUCAAAGAAAGAGGCGUCAACAUUAAGUUUAUAAUCUAACUCAGGCAUGAGAGAAUGAGAAUAUAUCAUUCCUUCUUCUUCUAACCACUUGAAAGGCUGAUGAGAUAGUGAACUUUCCAUUCUGCUCAGGGCUGAGCCCAGAUAAUUCAUUGGCAGGUUAAUAUUGGUCAUACCUAAGAGUCUCUCCAUCCUUCUGAUUCUAGCAAGGGAGGUUUUCCCGCAUCCAAAACUGCUCUUAGUAAAGUUGACAGUCUGCCCUGAUGCUCUUUGAUACAGCCCAAGAAACUUUUAAAAUAUUGAACAGAUCUUGCCUCCCCAUUCAAAAAAGUUAUAAUUUCAUCCACAAAGCAUAAAUGUGAAACUGCCUGACCAUAUUGCCCAAGCCAGAAUGGUUUGAUGGAGUAAGAAGCCAUAAGACUUUUCAAUCCUCUAGAUAAGGCCUCAGAAGCUAGAAUAAAGAGAAAGGGUGACAGGGGAUCCCUUUAGAUGAACCAUUUAGAUGGUUGGAAAAACCCUUUAGAUGAACCAUUUAUAAGGGCUGAGAAGUAAGUAGCCUUCAAAUGGUUCAUAACCAGAGUAAUAAACCCAUUUGAGAAACCAAAUUUAGAUAGAGUAGCAUGUAAAAACCUCCAAGAUAUUCUAUCGAAAGCUUUUGCCAUAUCUAACUUUACAAUGAGAUUAAUGCCCCUAACCUUCUUAUCCAGUGAGUUGAUCAUUUCUUGAGCCACAAGAAUAUGAUCAGAUAUGCCUCUCACGUGCAUGAACCCUGCCUGUUUAUUAGAGAUAAGCUUGGGCAGAAUAGAUGAUAGUCUAGAUGCUAAAAUCUUGGUACAAACUUUACUAAUGAAAUUAGAUAGACUGAUUGGCCUGAGGUCAGCAAAAGUUGACACCUUAUCUUUUUUGGGAAUAAGCGCAAUAAGUGAAUUGCCAUUGCCUUGGGAAUGUGAUUUCUUUGAAAGAAAUCCUGAACAGCCCUAACGACAUCCCAACAAACUACAUCCCAACAAUGUCUAAAGAAAUUACCAUUGUACCCAUCCGGUGCAGGGGCACAAUCUUUAUUCAGACUCCAUACAGCUUCCUUAACCUCCUGAAUAUUAGGCAAAUUCAUAAGCAUCUCAUUUUCAUGAUCUUCUACUAAUUGUGGUAUAUAUUAUUGGAGAUCUUCCAUGUCCUUGACUUGUUCAUCAAAAAAGACAUUCUCGAUGUAUUCUUCUGCAGCCAUACCAAUAGAAUCAGGGUCUGAACAUAGAUUGCCAUUAGAGUCCUUUAUAACAGAUUAGUGUUGUCCUUUUAAUAUUGACAUAAGCAUGAUAAAAUUGGGUAUUUAAAUAUCCAUCUUUCAACCAUUUCAAGUGAGCUCUUUGUUUCCAAAAUUAUCUCUCCUGCUUAUGCUUAUUGAUUAACAGGGCUUGUUUAAAGGACCAGUUUUCUCUAUUAAUAUCAGAAGGGUCAGACUCAAACAGUUUUUUGCAUCAGCUACCUCCGCCUCCAGUUUUUUGACAUAAGAAAAAAGAUUCCCAAAAGUAUUGGUAUUACACAGCUUAAGAGUCUGUUUAAGAGCUUAUGUUGAUUGUUUGACUUGUUUUGUGAUUCAGAAUUCCUGAGGCCUUCCAGCCUUACUUUAGGUUGGUUUGCUUCCCUUGGACUCAUGUAGUCUUUUGGGAGGUUCACAUCUGCUUUUCCUUUCUUUUGAGACCUGUCCACCAUAGGUUCCCCGUUUUGUGUGUUCACAACUGUCCUUACUUGUUUUUAUGCCUUGAAUUUAUGGUCAAGGUCGUCUGUCCAAUUUGAGGGAAGACUUUACCAAUUCUUUAACCCUUAGGUUCUUAUCAGUUGAACCAGAUUGGGUGGGAUUUUAAUUCAGGUUAUUUUAUCCGUAUGAGAAGCCUCUUGAUUGGUGAGGCUUUGGGAGCCUCUCCGGUGCAAAGUUAAUUCUCAUAUUUCAUCUUUUGGCCUUAUAAAAUCAAUCUUAACCUUGAGGAAUAUUGUCUUUUCCUGUUGUAGGAAAUCUGAUUUUGUUCACAAGAUUGUUUAACCUUGAAAAAGGUUGUUUUAUUCCCGCUCUCGUCUUUGGUAAGACUAAGUUGAGCUUCUAGAAUUUUGGAUGAGUCUGGAAUUGUACUAUGUCUUUUGCGAGUACCAGCUAGGCAUGACCUUUAUCCCCCCUUUUGCUGGUUAAGAAACCUUCGCAAGUGUUUUCAAAUGUAAAGGACAUUUGUGAACUAAAAACGAGACUUUUAUUAAAAAAAAUCCAAAAGAACUACUCCCUCCGUCCCAAUUUGAUUUGCAAAAUUUCCUAUUUUGGUUGUCCCAAAAUGGUUUUCCACUUUCUAUUUUAAGUAUGUAAAUAAGAAUAGUGACAAAUUUACCCUUACUUUUACUUUUUUUCUCAUUAACUUAAAGGCAUCUACUUUUAGAAAGAUGGACAAAAAUGUAAAAGGCAAACAUCAUUUAUUGUCAUUCCUUAAUUCUUGUGCCGGUCAAAGUUUGCAAUUCAAUUCGGGACGGAGGGAGUACACACUUACUGGUAGAAUUUCAAUAAGUGCUCAGAGUUCCACACCCUGCCUAGCAGUAGUCUUUUUGGAGUACACAGUUUGUUGGUCAUGGGCCCAACUAUCCCCUUGACUCUGUAAGGCACUUCCCAAUUCUUGGCAAACUUUCCACCCUCUAGAGGUUUGCUAGCAGAUCUCCUUCUUAGGACUAAAUCUCCGAUGUCAAACAGUCUUGGUCUGACCUUGGCAUCAUGGUAUUCUUUCACUUGUCACCUAUAAUUCUCAGCCCUGAUGAAAGCUCUAUCCCUUCUUUCUUCAAUUAGGUGGAGCUCGGCUCUUAGCACCUACUCAUUAGUUUCAGGGUUAUAGUCUUUCACCCUUCUGCUUGGAACUAUUGCUUCCAGUGGUGCCCGAGCCUCGAAACCAUAAGUCAAAGCAUAGGGAGUCUCACCAGUGGCCUUCCUUGUGGUUGUCCGAUAUGUCCAGAGUAUGUUGUUUAAUUCAUCCACUAGGUUGUUCCCAUGGACUCCAACUUCUUUUUGAGACCAUCAACGAUCGUUCUAUUUGCAUUUUCCACAAGCCCGUUGCACUGAGGGUAAGCAACAGACGCUCUAUUGGCCGCAACUCCCCAUUGCCCACAAAAGUCUUUGAAGGGUUCAGAGUCAAAUUGUUUUCCAUUAUCAAAGAUAAUUUUCAUUGGAAUACCAAACUGGCAGAAUAUAUUCCUCCGAACAAACCUCUUGCAUUGUUCAGCAGUAAUGGUGGCCAUUGGUUCGGCCUCAACCCACUUAGUGAAAUAACCAAUAGCGACUAUAAGGAACUUCCUACCUCCUGAGCCCUACGGGAGAGGAUCCACGAUAUUGAUUCUCUGCCUCAAGAAGGGGAUGGCAGUGCUUAUUGGGGUAUAUUAGGUAGCAGGCCUUCCCGGGCUUAUCUGAAACUUCUGGUAGAUCUCGCAUUUCCGUGCGAAGUCGGCAUAGUCCUAUACCAUAUUUGGCUAAAAAUACCCUUGCAAAAUGACUUUUCUACUUAGAGUAAACACACCUUGGUGUGAUGAACAAAUCCCUGCGUGUAUUUCUUUUAUCACUUGUAGAGCUUGUUCUGGCCUUAGACACUUGAGGAGCACACCAUUGUAACUUCUUUUACAGAGCUUUCCAUCUUAGAUGAUGUAGCGUGAAGCCUGUGUCCUGAUCACCCUUGUCUUUUCCUCGUCUGUGGGCAGUGUUCCAUCGUCCUUAUAUUGUAUUAGAUUAUCAAUCCAACAUUUAGGAGCAUGACUGAUUGGCAAGGCCUCCUGAUCUUUGGUAACUUCGAUGCUCGGCUUGCUUAACUCCUGCACCUGAGCUAUGCGAAUGAAGUGCUCAGGUGCAUCUGUUGUUAGUUUUGACAGGAUGUCUGCAUCCCCAUUUUGAGCUCGUGGAACACAUAUCAAGUCAGACUCUUCAAAUUUCUUGAUAAGCUCCAGGGUUGCAUCCCUGUAUCUUUGCAUUCGUGCUUCUUUGGCUUCGUAUUCCCCUCUAAACUGUUUGAUUACCAAUUUAGAAUCACUUUUGACCCUCAGUUUUUGUACUUUGAAGUUACUCGCUAUUUUGAGAUUGGAGAGUAGGGCCUCGUACUCUGCCUCAUUGUUUGACAGGGGGAACAAGUAUCCAAGGACGUGAUAGGUUUUGAAGCCUUCAGAGGGGAUGAAGACUACCCCUCCUCCGCAACCUUUGGACCCUGAGGGUGAUCCAUCAGUCAUCGGAGUCCACCAAUCCUGUCAUCCACAUAUGCCUCCAUGUUUCUUCCCAGUACCGCUUGAAAGACCUUGGCCACCAUUCAGGUAUACGUUGCCCAGAAUUCCGUAGCCCAAAAGACAUUACCAGAUAACAAAAUACUCCUUCUGGGGUGAUGAAGGAGGUAUUCUCAACAUCGUCGGGGUGCAUGGAGAUAUGGUGGUAUCCCUUGAAUGCGUCCAUGAAUGAAAGGAGUUAUCAUCCAGCUGUUUGGUCCACCAUUUGGACUGUACUCGGCAAAGGGAAAGGGUCAAUUGGACAGGCCUUAUUCAGAUCUGUGUAAUCUACGCACAUUCUCCCAAUCAGCGGCUUUGGGCCCAAGACCACGUUGGCUAGCCACUCUGGAUAUUGUACUUCUCUAAUGUGCCUGAUGCCCAACAUCAUGCUUAUCUCCCCCUUUACAAAUUCCUUUCGGUCUAGGGAUAGAUACCUUCGCUUUUGUUUUACGGGAGUUGCUUUCGGAUCCACGUUUAGUCGGUGAGCAGCUAUGCUAUGGUCAAGCCCGAGCAUAUCCUCAGGUCCCCAAGCAAAGAUCACCUUGGAAUCCGUCAAAACCUACACUAUUUUUUCUCUGAGGUCGAUCGGAAGCCCCACACCAAUCUUAACCUGACGUUCUGGCCGGGAAGGAUCAACCCCGACCUCCUCGAGCUCUGAGAUGGGCUGAGCUCUGAGUUGCCCUUCUUCAUAUUUCGACAAGUCUAUUUCGAUGGCGUUAAUCCUCAUAUCAUUCCUCCCGUUAGCCCUUCAGGCCCUCACAUAGCAGCUUCGUGCCAUCUUCUGGUCUCCCCUCAUCGUGCUUAUUCCGGCCGGUGUGUGAAUUUUCAUGCAUAAGUGAGCCUAGGAGAUGAUGGCUCUGAGAUCUUCAAGCAGAGGUCGGCCCAGGAUGGCCUUAUAUACGCUUGGCAGACGUACUACAACAUAAUAUGCUUCAAUGAUCCGCACGCAUGGCUCUGAUCCGAGCUGAACCUUGAGGUUAAUUUGCCCUUCCGGUUCAAUUACGUCUCUGGUAAAACCAGAGGGGGGGUCUUUACCGGUUUUAAGGCUUCCUUCUGGAGGUCGAUUUCCAGAAAAGUAUCCAUGUACAUUAUGUUGACUGAGUUGCCAUUGUCUAUGAGAACCCUAUGGACAAUUGCGUCCAUCACUUCCAUCUUUACAACUAGAGCAUCCCUAUGAGGUGGAGGAUAAGGUGAGAGGUCUUCAUCUGCGAAAAUGAUAGAUUCCCACUUCUGUUUUUUAUCUAUGGGAAGGCGGUUUAUCUCUUCGAUGAAUAGCUAAUGACUCCACUUCUUCCCACGGAUGGAUUUAGGGGGGGGGGGGGGGGGGGGGGACCGCCCCCCUUGGACUUUCAAAUUUUUCCAUUAUAUAUGUAAUAUUUUCAUACUUUAAUUAGAUAUAUAUGUGUUCGCCCCCCUUAACUUUUAGUUUUAAAAAUUAACAUAUAACCUUACAUAAUGUAAUACUUAAUUAGAGAUUUAAAAGAAGAAAUGUCUAAAAUAAUUUACAUACUUAAGCAAAUAAACAAUCUAAGAGAACAACUCUGAUCAUUGUUUAAGACUUAGGAUAUUUAUUAUAUAAAAAUUCCUAGUUUUGUAAUGUUUAGUUAUCUUUAUUAGAUAGUUAGUACUCGAUUUUGUAAAAUAACAAAUGAUAUUAACUUCUAGACACACUAGUUAAAUAGUUUUUAGAUCAUGUGAGGUGAAUCCAAAAUAAAUUUUUGUUGACUAAUUUACACAAUUCAACUAUAAAAUAAAAUUUAAUUAUUUUUCCAUUGUCUAAACCUAAAAUGUAAUAGGUUUAUCAAUACUUUGGUUUUCUAUUUCUUACGAUUUAAUGUAUCAAUACUUUUUUUAGAACAUUCCAAUUAUAAAAUCAAAGUUAUUUUAUAUUGUCUAAAUUUAGAAUGUAAUAGUUUUAAAUGUCAUCGUGUAUGUAUUUAUGAUUUUUUUUAUUAAAAAAUAGAUGCAGAGCCCUAUACUAGCAAAAACAAAUCAUCCCUCUACACUAGCGAAAUAAAAGUCUCGGCGCUCUACUAGUGAAAAAUUUUCACCCCUACUACACUCAUGAAAAAGUUUCACCCCCCCUUGACCAUAAAUCAUGGAUCUGUCCCUGCUUCUUCCUCUCCCCUGUGGUGUCUCCUCCCACAGGUCCACCGUAGAUCUGGUUGACAUGUGGGUGUUUUUGCCGGCCUGAAUCUUCCCCUUCCUCAUCAUCCUCGAACUGGGCUCCGGCCUCCCUCUUCUUAGAGGUCGAGGUCGGCUCGUCUUUUCUCCUGCUCCAGGUAUUCGUCUUUUGAGGGGCAUGUCCCUGCCAUCUCCUUUUUACAAACUGAUCCAACUGCCCUUCACAGAUGAGCCUUUCCAUGUACUUUUUAAGGACAUAAAGUCGUCAGUUUCGUGAGUAUCGCUCUUGUGGAGUUUGCAAUACUUACCUCGAGUGGCUUGGUUGUUGACAACGUUGCAGUUCUCAGGGAUUGUUAUCAAACCUUGUUUAAUUUGGCCGCAUAAUCCAUGACAGUGCUGACCGAAUGUGUCAUAGCUCAAAACUCUGGUUGGCCGGAUAGAGGUCCAUCGGGGACACCCGAUUUGUUCUUUCCCCAACCUUUCUUCUUUCUUUGGGACCCACUCCCUUUGUCUUCGUCGUGGGUUUCCUUUUCUGAACUCUUUAUCUUUCCAUCUUCAGGUUGGUGCUUUCCUUCCUCCUCUUCUCUCUUCCGCUUUCAGCCUCUUCCACGUGCCAGCUUGCCGCAAGGCCUCCUCGUGUGAGGUCGGGGGACGCCGUACAAACUCCUUUUACAACUCACCCAACCUCAAGGCAUUGGUCAGAAUGGCGACGACGUAUCUGUCAUCGAGGGCACCCACCUUCACCGAUUCAUCCCUACGAUGAGCUAGGAAGGCGACUAUGCUUUCAUGGCGUCCUUGUCUGACUCCCAGGAGGUGAGAGAAGUGUUUCUUGGAAUCGUUGGAGCUGACAAAUUGUGCUAUGAACGCUUGGUCUAACUCCAGGAAACUCCUGAUCCUUCCGUCAGGUAGGGAAUUGUACCAUUCUUGGGCUUGCCCAUCCAAUGUCACCAAGAAUCCUCUGCACCUGAUUGCAUCCUUGUAUCCCAUCAUCACCAUGUAGGCCAUGUACCUAGAGACGUGAUGCUGGGGUUCGGUCUUCCCCCGAUAAGCCUCGAUGUUACAAAGCUUAUACCCUUGUGGCAGUGCGGCAUCCAUAAUCUGGUGGAUGAAUGGCUCAGAAAUUCUCACAUCAUGGUUGAGGGUAACCCGAACAUCUACCACCCUCCUGAGCUCGUCUAGACUCUUGCUGAGGUCAUCGUCAUCAUGGCCUGUCCGAGCAUGGGGUGGAGAAGGGCGAUCUUCGGGGGCCCGCUGAUUCACAUUAAUCCCAUUCCAAAGAUCUCCCCCACGCGCAUUGCGAUGAUGGGAAAAGACAGCCACAGAGGAUGCCUCCUCACUUCGUUCCGCCCGGGAGGAGAGCCUGUGAUGCACAGAUCAGAGACCCUUCAUCCUCCAACCCUAUUCAUCAUCGAGGUUCUCAAGGACUUCCUGGAAUGAUGAGAUCGUUGAGACCUUGCAGGUGGAGAAUUCCUCUGCCGCUGUGCAGAUACCUCCUCGUUCCACGGGGAAACAAAUGGAGACCGACGCGGACACAGAGGUCUUCCAUUCGUAUUGGGAACAAUUCCUAGGAAAGCAGUGGUUAAUGUUUCCACGACCCUCUGGAACGUAACCAAACUCGCCAAGGCUUGCGCUGGAUCUAUGUUGGGAAUGAGGUUCCCGGUGGCCGGCAUCUAGAACUGUGGCGGACGCGUCGUCGGACUCAUGGAACUCCCAACGCCUUGCAAUUGGUUCCUCAAGUGACCCUGAGCCACCACGAAUUUACAUUCCUCCUCCGGAAAUCUCUUCAUCGUGACCUAGAUCCUUCGUCUUCGAUCAUGACUUGAUCAAAACGUGCACCACCUUGAUUGCUACCAACACGGUUGUGACUGUGUGAUCCAACAAUCGUUACCGUAGAUCGUUCUCUCAAUGAGAGCACCAAAUGAUGGAGUUUAAUCCAACUACGAGAUCUAUAUCUACGAGAACAGGUGAAAUUUAGGCAGUGUUAGCAGCAUUAUUAAUCCAGAAUUCGGCCCUUUGAUAGGAUGCACAUAUGAAGUAUUUAUAGACCCUAGGUACUAGUAUUCUAGGAGGAAACCGAUACAUUAAAUGCUAUAAAUUGCAUAAGAGUAUGAUAACGUCUUGGCCGUUGUGCAAUGGUUGAUUCCCUUAGGUCCACGUUUCUUCCGUUAUUCCCGCCUGCUGCCAGAUAGCUAUGCACGAAUGAUUGCCGGCCAUAUAAGCCCUAGGAAGAGUGCGACCAUGCUAGAACUUCGCCCAGGCUCGAGGUCUGCUGUCCAACCUGGCCUGGUUGUGGGUUUCUUUUGCGGGUGGAGUUCCUAGGUAGGCCUAGCGGCUAUUUAAUAUUAAUCCCGUUUAUGGGCUGAUCCCGUAGAGGGCUAAUCUUGUUUAAAGGCUAAUCCCGUUUAUGGGCUGAUCUCAUAGAGGGCUAAUCCUGUUUAAAGGCUAAUCCCGUUUAAGGGCUUUUACUAUAAUCCCGUAUUUGGGCCAUGGCUGCAGUCAAUGGUACCAUCAAAGCUUAAAACAUUAAUUAGUUCUAAGAUUAUUAUAAUUGUGUGUUAUCUUACAUUAUUAGUGAAGUUCAAAAUUCAGAUUAGUGAGAUCAUUGAGAUUAUUAAUAUGCUGAAGUUAUUUUUGUAUAAUCUCUAAAAUUGAGAUUAGUGAAGUUAAAAUUUAGUUUCUCUAAUAUGUAUGGUUGGGAAAUAUUGAGAAGUGACUUUGACUUUUUUAUAAGGGAGAUUUACCUUGACAGGACUAAAACUCAUUUUUUUUCAAGAAUAGAACAAGUACUUUUAACUUCUUUAAAUAUGGUUUCUUAUUUGUGAUUGGAUAAAAAUACCCUUUUAGGGUUAGAGUUGCUUCCCCAGGUCUUCGGAACCCUGCCUGCCGCCGGUUGCCUCCGCCAACCACGGGCCACCAGACCGCUGAAAAGUCCUCCAUUGAGUGACCAAAAAUCCGCCGCCACCACCGAAGUUUGUUGUCACCAUCACAAACUGAUCUUGCCACCAAUGGACUUCUUUGGUUAUGCAAGGAAAACUAGCUAGGGAGCAAAUAAUUAGGUUAAUUGAUAAACUUAAAUUAGGGCAGAAAUGUAAUGCUUAGUCCUCUUUAGAGAAAACCACACUAAUGAUCCUAUUUUUGGAAUAAGCCUACGCUUUAGUAUUACUUUAGGAAUUUUUCUCUUUUAAAAAAUGCUUACAACAUUUGUUUAAUACUCUGUAUUACAUUUACUUCUCAUAGUCGGGAGGGUUCUUAUGAGAAUCUCUUUGAGAGCUCAAUUUAAAAUGAAAUCUUAUAAUCUCC